AUGUGCGGCAGCUUCCUGAGGCGGGUGGCCGCGGAGGAGAGCCGGCACCCCACCCCCGUGGGCCGCCUCCUGCUUCCCGCGCUCCUGGGGCUCCGCCUGGUGCUGCUGGCCGCCGGCGGGACGGGGGUCUUCGGCGGCGGCGAGGAGCAGAGCGAGUUCGUGUGUCACACCCAGCAGGCGGGCUGCAAGACCGUGUGCUACGACGCCUUCCACCCCCUCUCCCCGCUGCGCUUCUGGGCCUUCCAGGUCACGCUGGUGGCUGUGCCCAGCGCCCUCUACGUGGGUUUCAUUCUGUAUCACGUCAUCUGGCACUGGGAGGCGUCGGAAAAGGGGAAGACGGGAGAGGAGACGCUGAGCGGCCAAGCGGAGAAGGGCGGAGAGGCCGCGGGCGCUGGCAGCUCCAGGCUGCUCUGGGCCUACGUGGCACAGCUGGGGGUGCGGCUGGCCCUUGAGGGGGCAGCCUUGGGGGGGCAGUACCACCUGUUCGGGUUCACGAUGCCCACCUCCUUUGUCUGUCGUCUAGAGCCCUGCCUUGGCAGUACCAACUGUUACCUCUCCCGCCCCUCUGAGAAGACCAUCUUCCUGAAGACCAUGUUUGGGGUCACGGGGCUCUGUCUCUUGUUCACGCUUUUGGAGCUUGUCCUCCUGGGCCUGGGGAGAUGGUGGAGGAUCUGGAGGCACAAAUCCCCGUCUUCUAAUUACUCCCCGACUUCAGAGAGUGUCAAAAGACGCAAGGCACCAACGGAUAACUUCCCAGUGGUGGAAAUAGAACGGCCUGGAGAAGCAGGUGAGAGGGGCUCUGAGGUCCCUCCUUCUGCCUGCCCCUGA
Messenger RNA from Rangifer tarandus platyrhynchus (Svalbard reindeer), 828 nucleotides. NCBI's taxonomy places the organism in Eukaryota, Metazoa, Chordata, Mammalia, Artiodactyla, Cervidae. The record is from the annotation of a GenBank genome assembly.